AUGAAAGGUGAGUUUCUUCUUACAUUGGCUCUUAUUUCUCUCCUCUUGGCCUUCUCGUUUGUCCAUGGAGGAGGAGAGACAGAAACACCAGCUCAUACAGCGGCUAGCCCGAAAAGUCCGACCGGAAAAUCAAGCGCUUCAAGCGGUGCAAGUGGUUCAGCUCAUGGACCUAACUGGGGAUAUGAAUGGGGAUGGGGUUCAACUCCAGAAGGUGGUUAUGGUUAUGGUUCUGGUUCCGGUUCCUCACCAGAUGGAGGAGGAAAAGGGGCUGGAUUCGGGUUUGGUUCGGGUUCUGGUUCGGGAACUGGAUUUGGGUUUGGCUCGGGAGGAGGAGGAGCUACUGGAGGUGGUUCUGGUCAUGGAAGUGGAAGCGGUCACGCAAGCGAAAGCGGCGGUUCGGGAGUUGGAAACGGUGGAGGAUCUCCAGGUCGUAGAGAGAGGAGCCAACAUCGUUAA
Molecule: messenger RNA, 456 nt
Organism: Arabis nemorensis
Lineage: Eukaryota; Viridiplantae; Streptophyta; Magnoliopsida; Brassicales; Brassicaceae
Source: the annotation of a GenBank genome assembly